ACUCUGCGUCGACAUCUAAGUGCCCAUCAUGCGGCUGACUAUCGCCAGUGGUGCACAAAGACAGGAUUCACGUCACAGCUCCCGCAAGAUAUCUCUGCCCGCAAAGUCGAAGCAGCAAAGGCGUCUAUGACGCAGGGCAGCCUGGACAAACAUGUCCAGAAAGUCACACCGGCGGAAUAUAUUCAGCCGUACACAGACGAGCUGUUCAAGUCAGCAGCUAUUCAGUGGUUGGUCGAGACUGAUCAGCCUAUCGGCGCUUUCGAGCACCCAUCGUUCAUCAACAUGAUCAACGUAGCCUCACGCGCAAAAUCUGGUGUAGUCAUCCCAUCGCGUUGGACUACCCGUCGCAAAAUCAUCAACAUUUUUCAUCAGUAUCUCCGCGAUCUGAAGACACGACUCAAUGUACGUUCGACGGCACGAUUCAGUGAUGAACACUGA
Rhodofomes roseus is the source of this 438-nucleotide messenger RNA. RefSeq lists its product as uncharacterized. The transcript has 3 exons. The annotation marks the transcript as partial. The record is from RefSeq and is a predicted model, not a curated record. NCBI's taxonomy places the organism in Eukaryota, Fungi, Basidiomycota, Agaricomycetes, Polyporales, Fomitopsidaceae.